UGUCCCUCUAUCCAUCUCACCCACCAAGAAACCUCGAAUUGCUGGGUUUUACUUCGUUUUUGACUGUACAGGCCACUGCACAUCUCUCGGUAAUUUUUCGUUGAGCUACGAUUCGCAUCGAUAUGUCUAAAUCUAGUUCUUGUUGUCUCUGUCACCUGUUCUCUUUGUUCUUCCAAGUCAAAAGUUCGAGAAGAGCAGUAAAAACAAGGCCUGCAGAUUGACCAUCGACUAAUAGGCGCAAGGGCUACUUCCUUAAAUGCGAAGCCUUCAUAUGUGCGCCCUCUUGACGAAACGUUGAUGUUAGAAAUAGUGAAGAAAAGAAAGAUCGUGAUAGCAGUGGAGAAGAGAUUGAAACAAAAUGGUCGAGAGGAUGAAGCGGGGCUCCACUUCGAGUCCCAACUUCUGAACAUCAUCGCACUGCACACAUUCCACAACUACGCAGAACAUAUCCGUUCUCAUCUUCAUCGCAGAGCAGACAGACCUUAUUCUUCAAAGUCUCGCUUCUACCAACUAUUUAAUCGAAAGAUCCUAGCGCUCGGUGCUGACCAGAUUCCCACUGCCCGUUUUGUUAAUUGCUAUGAUAUCGAGCUUAGCUUCGCCAACCUUCUCACAAUUAAAAGGAACGCAACGUAUCUCGUUAUUGUCUCGUUGCCAAGAUCGAUAGAUGUUCACAAGCUAAAUCUCCCCUUUCCGUUUCUUUCCUUUGGGUUGAUCUCUUUUUAUGAGCAAGGUGUGGAAAUGGUUCAACUCCAGCGCCGGGCUAAGAAGCGCCAGAACAAACCCCUUAUGAACCCUAACAGGUUUCCCUUUUCAUCCUCUGGACUGCCUCUUUUCGCUUACCUGAGUAGAUUUCACCUAAGUCGAUAUGGGCUCGGGUCGUGGGUCGAAGCCAGCCUCAUGUUGUUUCAAACACCUGACCGUGUCGAAGAGCAGUGUGCACACAACGGCUCAACCAUUCUUCCUCGCAUCUUCGGCCAGCCCGUUCAGAUAAAGCUAUGGUCUCACCCACAAACUUGUUCGAAGGAUUCGUUUCAUCACUCUUCAAACAUGAAGCCACUACCCAAGGCGAGUGAUCUCAAUGCGCAAUGCCAGAUGAUGUCCACUGCUCAUACCCUUACUUUCCAGAUCGAGGAAAUUUUAAAUGUCUAUUUUUUGAUUUGGAUAUGCCUUGAGAUUCGCCUCGCCCCCAGCUUACGUUUCCCCGCCUCCCCCUGCACGAAUUACCGACAGCGGGCAUAUAGUGAUUAUGUUAUUGCAUCACACUUCGCUCGACGAUUAUGCUUUGCACGAAACUGA
Lindgomyces ingoldianus is the source of this 1296-nucleotide messenger RNA. RefSeq lists its product as uncharacterized. Lineage: Eukaryota; Fungi; Ascomycota; Dothideomycetes; Pleosporales; Lindgomycetaceae. Bases 298 to 1296 code for a protein of 332 amino acids. The transcript has 11 exons. The record is from RefSeq and is a predicted model, not a curated record.